Messenger RNA from Plasmodium knowlesi strain H, 255 nucleotides. RefSeq lists its product as uncharacterized. Bases 1 to 255 code for a protein of 84 amino acids. The record is from RefSeq and is a predicted model, not a curated record. Lineage: Eukaryota; Apicomplexa; Aconoidasida; Haemosporida; Plasmodiidae. The transcript has a single exon.
AUGAACACAAUGACGUCGAAUAUCAUAGACAAAAUUAUGAACCUAGAGGUGCCCGAAAAUGGAAAUUCCUCGGUGAACAUUAUUUUUGGGGUGAUCAAUAUUUUCUUCUUCGGAAUAGGAAUGAUUAUCCUGGGAAUAAUUAACAAAGACAUGGACGACCUCAUAAUUGGAAUAUUGCAGCUCCUCGUUCCCUUGAUCGGUUGGAUCUGGGCCGUGUUCUGGGGAAUCCUUAUCGUUAUUAAAAACUCCAAGUGA